Molecule: messenger RNA, 1971 nt
Organism: Macrosiphum euphorbiae (potato aphid)
Lineage: Eukaryota; Metazoa; Arthropoda; Insecta; Hemiptera; Aphididae
Source: the annotation of a GenBank genome assembly
AUGUCAAGUUUAACUGAAGAACAGCGUAAAAUGAUUGAAGCUAAUAGAAAAGCUGCACAAGCCAAAUUAGCAGCAAAAUUGGCGCUUAAAAGUACACCUCAGCAAGCUAUGAGUAAUAAUAAUCAAUGCACAUUAUCAAAAGCUGGAUUGGUUGUAUCGCCAUCACCUAAUGGAAAAUCUGUCCGUAUAAAUUAUAAUCAUAGUCUGCAGAAUUCUAAAUCGAAACCUGUUUGUGGUACUUGUGAAAUGACAUCAAAAGAACGGUUUACUGUUCAUGUUACCUAUCAUCAACAAUUAAUCGAUACUUUUAAAACAAUAUCAAGUAAAAAUUAUGACCCAAAAACAUCAGAAUGGUCAUUCCUAAUAAAAGACCAUGAUCAGCUUAUGAUAAGUAUUAAACCUCUUGAGCCUGAUGUCAAAAUAGAAAAGUUACCACGUUUUAUUUUAAAAUUGUUUAAGACUAAAGAAGAUAUUGAAACACAUUGGUCAAAAGUUGACAUAAGCAGUAUUGGUGAUGAUAUGAUGAAUAGUCUUUAUCCAUUUCAAAAACUUGGAGUCCAGUUUGGAAUAUCUAAAAAAGGUCGUUGUCUUAUUGCAGAUGAUAUGGGUUUAGGAAAGACCUUACAAGCAAUUGGAAUUGUAAAAUAUUACUCAGAUAAUUUUCCUUUACUCAUUGUUUGUCCUUCAAGUAUGAGGUACACAUGGGAAGAAGAAAUUCGUUUAAGAAUGCCAAAUGUUCCAAUAACUGGGAUUUAUGUAUUAUCUAAGUCAAAUGAACAAUUAAUUGAUCCAGUUGUGGUUAUUACUUCAUAUGAUUUAAUGAGCAAAACAAAAGAUAUGCUUAUAAAAUUUAAAUUUGGAAUUAUUGUAUUUGACGAAAGCCACAGUUUAAAAAGUGAAAAAUCAGCCCGAACAAGAGUUGCACUUUCUCUUGCAAUGCAAAGUAAGCAGUGUAUAUUGUUAAGUGGUACUCCUGCUUUGUCAAGACCGAUUGAACUCUAUAGUCAGAUAAAAGCAAUAACACGAAAUAAUUUUAUGUCUCCGGUCGAAUAUGGUGUUCGUUACUGCAACGGACGAGAAACAAUUUAUGGUUGGGACUUUUCAGGUGCUACUAAUAUGAAAGAGUUGAAAAUUAUUCUAGAAACUCAAUUUAUGAUCCGUCGUUUAAAAAGUGAAGUAUUAAAGCAGUUACCCCAAAAAAUUAGAAAUGUAGUAGUUUUAAAACCAGAAAAUAUCGAAGCUCGGAGUCAAAACAUGGAUGAUUUGGAAACUAUGAUGAACAAUAAGUCUCUCAAUAAAAUGGAAGUUCGUGGUGCUUUAUUAAAAUAUUUUAAUCAUACAGGAGAAGCCAAAUUACCUGCUAUUUGUGAUUAUAUUCUAAAUUUGCUUAAAGAAGGAAAGAAAUUCUUAGUAUUUGCUCAUCAUCAAAAAGUUAUUAAUGGUAUAUGUGAUGUCCUAGAGAACAAUGAAACUUAUUACAUUCGAAUUGAUGGUAAAACAUCAUCAGAAGAAAGAAAAAGUGUGUGUGACCAAUUCCAAAGUGAAGAUAUGUAUAGGGUAGCCGUUCUGUCAAUUUGUGCAGCGAACUCUGGUAUUACUCUAACUGCUGCAAAGCUUGUUAUAUUCGCUGAACUCUACUGGAAUCCUGGUAUAUUAACACAAGCUGAAGACCGAGCUCAUCGUAUUGGUCAAUCAGAAACAGUAACCAUACAAUAUCUUUUGGCAAAAGGUACGGCAGAUGAUCAUAUUUGGCCAUUGAUCCAGUCCAAAUUAAGUGUUUUAAACAAAGCUGGUCUUAGUAAAGAUAACUUUAAAGAUGACAGCACCACAGUUAUUAAUUGUUCAACUAAAUUAAAACAAAUGAACAUUCUCGAUUUCUUAAAUGACGAUAAUGAUGAACUAGAUGAGAGUGAUUUGAAAUUUUUGGAUGAAGUUGAAGAAUCGCAAUGCAAACGUCCACGCAAAUGUUAA